AUGAGCAGUGCUCCAAUAGUUCUAGACCAGGGAACCGGGUUCGUCAAGAUCGGCCGGGCUGGAACCAAUUUUCCUGACUACACAUUCCCCUCCUUGGUCGGAAGACCCAUUUUGCGGGCCGAGGAGCGAAAUGCGUUGGUGCCUGACAACAUCGAAAUCAAGGACAUCAUGUGCGGGUCCGAGGCAAGCGAGGUCAGGUCGCUUUUGCAGAUCAGCUACCCGAUGGAAAACGGAAUCAUCAAGAAUUGGGAGGACAUGGAGCAUUUGUGGGAUUACGCUUUCUACGAGCGCAUGAAGGUGCCGAUCCAGGGCGAGAAGAUCUUGUUGACAGAGCCUCCUAUGAACCCUUUGAAAAACAGAGAAACCAUGUGCGACGUCAUGUUCGAGAAAUACCAGUUUGGCGGCGUGUAUGUGGCUAUCCAGGCCGUAUUGGCCUUGUACGCACAGGGCCUAAGCUCUGGUGUGGUGGUUGAUUCUGGAGACGGAGUCACGCACAUUGUGCCGGUCUACGAAUCCGUGGUUUUGAACCACUUGACCAGGCGCUUGGACGUGGCUGGCAGGGACGUGACGCGUAACUUGAUCAACUUGUUGUUGCGCCGCGGAUACGCGUUCAACAGAACCGCGGAUUUCGAGACCGUGCGCCAGAUCAAGGAGAAGUUGUGCUACGUAUCUUGCGACUUGGCCUUGGACCUGAAGCUUGCAAAUGAAACCACCACCUUGGUGGAGCAAUACGAGUUGCCGGACGGCCGGGUGAUCAAGCUCGGGUCCGAGCGGUUCGAGGCGCCCGAGUGCUUGUUCCAGCCAAACUUGGUGGAUGUCGAACAGGCAGGUGUAGGCGAGACCUUAUUCAACACCAUCCAGGCUGCGGACGUGGACAUCCGUACGUCACUUUACAAGGCCAUUGUGUUGUCCGGCGGCUCGUCGAUGUACCCGGGCUUGCCUUCUCGGUUGGAAAGGGAGUUGAAGCAGUUGUGGUUGACCCGGGUUUUGCACGGAGACGCGUCGAGAUUGGACAAGUUCAAGGUCAGGAUCGAGGACCCUCCCAGAAGAAGACACAUGGUUUUCAUUGGAGGCGCGGUUUUGGCAAACAUCAUGGCCAACAAGGAGCACAUGUGGAUCUCGAAACAGGAGUGGGAAGAGCAAGGCCCACGGGUGUUGGAGAAGUUAGGUCCCCGCUGA
Metschnikowia bicuspidata var. bicuspidata NRRL YB-4993 is the source of this 1179-nucleotide messenger RNA. RefSeq names its product actin-related protein 2 (gene ARP2). The transcript has 2 exons. Gene Ontology annotation, molecular function: actin filament binding. The record is from RefSeq and is a predicted model, not a curated record. Gene Ontology annotation, biological process: Arp2/3 complex-mediated actin nucleation. Lineage: Eukaryota; Fungi; Ascomycota; Pichiomycetes; Serinales; Metschnikowiaceae. Gene Ontology annotation, cellular component: actin cortical patch; Arp2/3 protein complex. Bases 1 to 1179 code for a protein of 392 amino acids.